AUGGCAUCGAGCACGAAGAUCUUCUCGCUCGAGGGGAAGGGGUUGAAGCUGGAUACCGCUGCAGAUGUCGAGGCGCAUAUCAAAGCUCUUCGCGAGCAUGACAUCGAGGAGAUCCGACUCCAAGGCAACACCUUGGGUGUGGAAGCGUGCAAGUUACUUGGGGAGAUUGCCAACCUGGCCGACAUAUUCACAGGCCGACUGCUCAACGAGAUCCCCCAAGCCCUCUCCUCCCUCCUUACAGCACUUCUCACGCUCCCUAAACUCCAUACCAUCAACCUGAAUGAUAAUGCCUUUGGUCUGAACACCCAAGCACCACUCGUCGCCUUUCUCUCUUCGCAUGUACCCCUCCAACAUCUCAUCCUCAACAACAACGGACUCGGCCCGCACGCCGGCAUUCUGGUCGCUGAUGCACUUUCCGCCUUACACGCAAAGAAGGAAGAAGCUAGAAAGGCAGGCCAGGAAGUCCCUCUUCUCGAGACUGUAAUCUGUGGUCGGAAUCGUCUCGAGAAUGGCAGCAUGACUGCAUGGGCGAAGGCUUACAGCCUGCACACUGGCGUCAAGGAAGUCAAGAUGGUGCAGAACGGUAUCCGACAAGAGGGAAUCUCACAUUUGCUUACAGACGGUCUGCGACAUGCGAAGGGUAUUAAGGUGUUGGAUCUCCAGGAUAACACUUUUACCAUUCUUGGUGCUAAGGCGCUUGCCACUGUGGCUCCAGGCUGGACGGAGGUUCAAGAGCUUGGGAUUGGGGAUUCUCUCUUGGGCGCUAAGGGAGCGGUUCUUUUUGCGGAUUCGCUGGGUAGGGGGGAGAAUAGGAAGCUUGAACUCUUGAGACUGCAGUAUAACGACAUUACGGCGAAGGGAUUAGAGGCCUUUGCGAAAGCUGCGGUGGAAUCGUUGCCUGCUUUGAAGAAGAUUGAGCUUAACGGUAACAAGUUCUCCGAGGAUGACUUGUCGCUUAUGAAGCUGCGGGAACUCUUGGUCGAUCGCAAAGAGAAGCUUGCCGGUGAUAACAUUAUUGAGGAUGACUGGGGUCUCGACAGCCUCAGUGAUCUUGAAGACGACAGUGACGAUGAGGAUGAGGAUGAGGAUGAUGAAGAGGAUGAUGAAGAGGCAGAAGAGGCUGGGGAGUUGAGAGCCAAGCUACUUGAGGAUGCCGAGGAAGCUCAGGAGGAACUAACCGCCCAGAAGCAAGACAAUGAUGUUGACGAUCUGGCUAAGGCGCUCAAGAAGACUGAGAUCUGA
This is a messenger RNA of Drepanopeziza brunnea f. sp. 'multigermtubi' MB_m1, 1242 nucleotides long. Lineage: Eukaryota; Fungi; Ascomycota; Leotiomycetes; Helotiales; Drepanopezizaceae. The record is from RefSeq and is a predicted model, not a curated record.